Molecule: messenger RNA, 822 nt
Organism: Zea mays
Lineage: Eukaryota; Viridiplantae; Streptophyta; Magnoliopsida; Poales; Poaceae
Product: blue copper protein
Exons: 2
Coding region: 98-634 (178 amino acids)
Cellular component (GO): plasma membrane
Molecular function (GO): electron transfer activity
Source: RefSeq, marked provisional
CCACGAUCGAUAAAGCUAAUUAAGCUGCUACUGCUACGCUAGCCUCGAUCGAUCAAGCAAGCAGCUCACAGACCCACCGGCCCACCCACCCACCCACAUGGCGGCGUCCCGUUCCGCUCUGAUCACGCUGCUCGUCCUUGUGAGCUCCGUCGCGGCGGCCUCGGCGACCACGUUCACCGUCGGCGACAGUAGCGGCUGGAGUCGUAGCGUCAACUACGACAACUGGGCCAGUGGCAAGACCUUCACGGAUGGAGAUCAGCUAGUGUUCAACUUCGCCACCGGGAACCACGACGUGGUGGAGGUGGACAAGAGCGGAUACGACGGCUGCUCCACCACCAACGCCGCCAACACAAUCCAAAACGGCCCCGCCACCGUCAACCUCACCUCCGGCACCCACUACUACAUCUGCGGCAUCAGCGGCCACUGCAGCGGCGGGAUGAAGCUCGCUGUCACCGUCGGCUCCGGCUCCGGCUCCGGCUCCGGGUCCCCCACCCCCGGCGGCGGCUCGCCCAGCACACCCACACCAACCACCCCGAGCGCCCCCGCCCCCGACACUCCGGCCGGCGCGUCCGUGCGCCUCACGGCCGGCCCAGCGCUCGCCGUGGCCGCCACCGUGCUCGUCGCCCUCUUCUGAUCUGAUCUGAUACUUCAUGCAUGCACCGUGCCAGGACCAGGAUAGAGGCAGUGCAGGAUUAUAGUAUUCUUGUGUACGUACGUACAUACUUUGUUGUUGAGCUAGCGUUUUCAUUCUGACGACGGCGGAUUAUUGUACUCUCGUACGUUUUUAUUUCCACAUGUAUUACUACUAUCAUUCAUGCUUUC